AUGCUACGAACCCUCUGUUCCAGCUUGAAACCGGAUCAAAACUGGCCCGUGGCGUCGUCUUCCAUGGCCCCAAGGUUCGCUUCGGCUCUCUGGUAAAAGAGGUCACACCACAUUUUCUUGUGAAUUAGUUUUCUGAAAAAUGCUAGUUUCGGCGACUAUGGCCUAAAUUUUAUCGGUUAUGAGAUAUGGGGUCCCCGUCGUACAGGAGGAGAUACUCUCCGUCGUCUGUGGAUCAUCGGCAUAGCAGAAGAAGCAAAAGGGAUAGAAGCCGCUCCCUGUAUUCCAAUUCUUAUUCUAGGAGAAGAAGUCGUUCUGAUUCUCCACGACAUCGUAGAAGUCGUUCGCCGAGUUAUAGACGCCGUAAGAGUCCAUCUCCAACACCUAGACGACGUAGGAGGCACAGAAGUAAGAGUGGUUCAUUCUCUCCUCUACCCAGGUCUCCGACCCCAAGUCUUGCUUCUUCGGAACGCAAAAAUGCCACUGAGAAACUAAAGAAAGAGGAGGAAGAGAAAAAAAGGCUUCAACAUGAAGCAGAACUGAGACUAUUAGAAGAGGAGACUGCAAAGAGAUUGGAGGAAGCAAUUCGGAAAAAUGUGGAAGAGAGGUUAAAUUCAGAGAAAGUCAAGCUAGAAAUAGAGAGGCGAAUAGAAGAAGGUCAAAAGAAAUUGUUUGAUGAUGUUGUAGCUCAACUGGAAAAGGAGAAGGAAGUUGCUCUUUCUGAGGCAAGACGAAAAGAGGAACAAGCUCGAAAAGAAAGAGAAGAGCUAGACAAGAUGCUGGAAGAGAAUAGGAGGAGGGUAGAAGAAGCACAGCGAAGAGAAGCUCUAGAGCUGCAGCGAAAAGAGGAGGAACGGUUCCGUGAAUUGGAGCUCAUUCAGAGGCAAAAAGAAGAAGCUGCCAGAAGAAAAAAACUGGAAGAGGAAGAAGAACAGGCUAAUCGCAUAAAAACGCCGAGUAAGAAUAAAUCUAAGCAGAAGCUGCCUUUUGGCAUUGGUUUAUAACAAUUUCUAAAAGCCUUAGUCGCUUUGAAUUUUGACCAUAAAACUAAGGCAUUUUACAGAAUGCCCCUUAAAUUGGGUAAAAAUCUUCGUUAUGUCUU
This is a messenger RNA of Manihot esculenta (cassava), 1099 nucleotides long. RefSeq lists its product as uncharacterized. Bases 186 to 1001 code for a protein of 271 amino acids. The transcript has 4 exons. Gene Ontology annotation, molecular function: cadherin binding. NCBI's taxonomy places the organism in Eukaryota, Viridiplantae, Streptophyta, Magnoliopsida, Malpighiales, Euphorbiaceae. The record is from RefSeq and is a predicted model, not a curated record. Gene Ontology annotation, cellular component: mitochondrion; nucleoplasm.